Messenger RNA from Anastrepha ludens (Mexican fruit fly), 2160 nucleotides. RefSeq names its product Golgi phosphoprotein 3 homolog sauron (gene sau). Gene Ontology annotation, molecular function: phosphatidylinositol-4-phosphate binding. Bases 452 to 1342 code for a protein of 296 amino acids. The record is from RefSeq and is a predicted model, not a curated record. The transcript has 5 exons. Lineage: Eukaryota; Metazoa; Arthropoda; Insecta; Diptera; Tephritidae. Gene Ontology annotation, cellular component: Golgi cisterna; trans-Golgi network; cytosol. Gene Ontology annotation, biological process: Golgi to plasma membrane protein transport; retrograde vesicle-mediated transport, Golgi to endoplasmic reticulum; Golgi organization.
GUACUGACUGUUAAAGGUUUUUCGUCGUGGAAGGAAAUGUCAGAAAGUAGAGGAGGAAAAAAUUUACAACGAAAAAUAUUUUUCCUCCAUUGCUUGGAGAAUAUCGCGAAAAACCAUUAAAAUUGUAGUUUUCCUAAAGAGUCCCGUAAUAUAACUACCAAUGUGCAUAUAUGAUUUUUUAAUAUUGUACAAUACCUAGAAUAAAAACGAAAUAAUUAGAAGUGGUUAAGUGACACGAAAACAGUAUAGCAAAGGGAGGAACAGUAAUAACAGCAACAAAGGAAAGGUGUAAAGCAAAAUCGUAGCGGAGCGCCACUUCACCAAUUGCAAAUAUAGCGUUAAAUGGAAUUUACGUAUUUUUCUCAGAAAAAGGUUAUUUAAACAGCAACAUAUUAAACAUAAUUCACAAAAAGAGCCUUCGCGUGUGCAAUAAAAAAAGAUUACAUAUAAAAUGAAUCGAAGUGAUGGUUUGGUGAGACGCGCCGUAAAAACACGGGACAAUGGCGCCGAAGGUGGUGCCUACGGACAAAAUGCAAACACAACGGAUGAAGAUAAUGAUUUAAACAACAGUAAUAGAGAUCAGGAGGAAAAUAUUGAUGAUGGUGAUUCCAAACAGACACGUCUAACACUGAUGGAAGAAGUUUUACUGUUGGGAUUAAAAGACAAAGAGGGCUACACAUCCUUUUGGAAUGAUUGCAUAUCGAGUGGCUUGCGUGGCUGCAUUCUCAUUGAGCUUGGAUUGCGCGGACGUGUCAUGAUGGAGAAAACAGGCAUGCGCCGGCGAGGCUUGUGUUCCAGAAAACUAAUUUUAAAAUCAGAUCAACCGACCGGUGAUGUGCUGCUUGACGAGGCACUCAAACAUAUUAAAGAAACAGAUCCACCAGAAACUGUGCAAAGUUGGAUUGAAUAUUUGAGCGGCGAAACAUGGAACCCUUUGAAAUUACGCUAUCAACUGAAAAAUGUACGCGAACGAUUGGCAAAGAAUCUGGUUGAGAAGGGUGUGCUUACGACAGAAAAACAAAAUUUUUUACUUUUCGACAUGACAACACACCCGCUAAGCGACAAUGUGGUGAAAUGCCGUUUAGUGAAAAAGAUACAAGAUGCCGUGCUUUCCAAAUGGGUCAAUGAUCCGCAGCGUAUGGAUAAACGUAUUUUGGCCUUAAUAUUUUUGGCGCACGCUAGUGAUGUAAUUGAGAAUGCGUUUGCGCCGCUAAAUGAUGAUGACUAUGAAUUGGCCAUGAAGCGUGUGAGAGAAUUGUUGGAUUUGGACUUUGAGGCGGAGGCGGCCAAACCGAAUGCAAACGAAAUACUUUGGGCCGUAUUUAUGGCUUUCAGUAAAUAAAAUCCUGUUAAUUUUUAUGGGAUUGAAUGAUAAGCAAUCGCGUUAUCUGCCAAUGCCACACGUAAAUAUACAUAAACAUACAUACACAAUAUAGAAUACAGAGACACAACCCAAAAGAAAAAAAGGAUUUUUUAAUAUACAUAUGAAAAUAAUUAUGAUGAAUAAAUUUAUAUUAUAAAAUUAUCUAUUUUUUCUUGUGAAAAUCUAUACUUUUCCAUUAUUUACCAUUGUUAAAAGAGAGAGAGAAAAAAAAAUUAUAAAAAUAAAUAUAUACAUACAUAAUUUUACGAAAAUAGAUAAACAUUUUGAAAAACAAAUGAAAAGUGAAAAAUUUGAAUAUUUAAGUAUUUUAAAUUGAAGUCAUGUAGACAAUUUACGCUGAAAUUUAUAAAAAACAAAAAAGAUACCCAUAAUUUUUUGCAUAACUCACAGACAUGCAUAUAUACAUUCAUAUAUAAUAUUGUAUAUGUAUAUGUAAGCAAGAUAGACAAAAUAAUGAAAAUGCAAAAAUUAAAUUGAUCUUCAAAUUUUGUAUAGUUAAAAUAGCAAUUAUAAAAAUGAUGAAUUCAAAACACGACGCAGACUUAGUAUUUUGCUUAAGCAAUUAGUAAAGUCUACACAAAUUCCACAUACAUAUGUUGAGUAUUAGCAUAAUUUGGAAGUUUUUUUUAAUGGAAAAGUUUAACCAAAUUUUCUGCAUGAACUCCCGCGCAUUGGUUUUGAAUUUGGUUAAUAUGCAAAAUUUAGCUUAAAUGUCUAUGCAAUUUUUUCGAUGUCACAGUGUAAGCCACAAAAAAAAAGUAAGCAGACAUUUUUUU